Messenger RNA from Cercospora beticola, 2277 nucleotides. RefSeq lists its product as uncharacterized. The record is from RefSeq and is a predicted model, not a curated record. Lineage: Eukaryota; Fungi; Ascomycota; Dothideomycetes; Mycosphaerellales; Mycosphaerellaceae. Gene Ontology annotation, molecular function: nucleic acid binding. Gene Ontology annotation, cellular component: nucleus.
UGCCAGGCUAACGAGUGUAAACUUCACAUGCUUCGAAUCUCCCAAUUCACCUACCGCGUCCUCACCAUAAAACUCCGCCUGCAGUCCGCUCAGAUCUUCUUACUCAACAUCCUCUCCCACUUGGCUCUAACUUCACACGAAGUCGAGCACCAUGGCGAAUCGCAUGGACUUGUUCCUCGAGAUGAUCGGCGGUGAGGAGGCACUGCCGCGGAAACUGACACCCCCUCCACCAGAAGAGAAAGAAGAACCCGAACGACCGAGCUCCAUCUGGGACACAGAUUACCAGACCGAAAUGUACCUAAAUCUACCACGCGCUCCUGGAGUGACAGAGGAGCUGGUGCGCUUCAACUACGAAUCGCGCCCGAGACCUUUUUAUUCAGGACCGUCUUCAGGAACGUCUCCAGGAAAGUCUUCAGGAACGCCUUCCGGCACGUUGAGCGCUGACGUGAAGGUUCCGUUCGAUGUGAAGAAGGGUGAGCGCCUUCCCGCUGGGACUGCCUUGUCGCCCUUCAUCGCAGUCACCAAGUACUGCUACAAGUACGUGCCGAAACAGUGGUCGCAGACGCUCGCGACUGCUUUCUUCGACCAGGACAAGAUCUAUGAUCGUGAAUGGGACAUCUACUACAUCACGACCCACUCGCACGGCCUGCACACAUUUGUGCGCGUCGACCAGUUCCAAGAGCUCAUCGACCAGAUCAACGCCAAAUUCCAGGACGCGAACAUCGCCAUCGACGACUGGCAGCGGGAGAACGGCUUCGUGCUUGACUUCACCGAUCUGCCUGACAACCUGCAGCCGCGCUUCCUUGGGCGCUGCACAUCGCGCGCGACCUAUCUAUCCUGGGUCGCAAAACUACAACACGAGCCAAACAUGGUCUUGUCUACCGUGCCGACCAGCGAUCGCAGCGCUGAAGCCUUCAAGGCGAGACUUGACGCCGCAGCCGCGUUGUCGAAGGCGAAGCAGAAGUCGAACCGGGCGAAGAAGCAUGCCGAGAUCUUAGUCAAGCGACAGGACAUAGUCAGACAGGCAAUUCGAGGCCAGCAGUACUUCGGACUGCGCCCAGCGAACGACACGGAGUUGACGUCGCCGGAGGUCGCCAGCCCGAUCGCCGCCGACAAGCCUGCACCGUACGCAUUCGACCGGGAGCCAGUCCUCAUCGCUCUCGAUUGCGAAGCCUUCGAGCGCCCUCCGCACAUGAUCACUGAAGUCGGCCUGGCGACACUGGACACGCGUGAUCUGAAGGGCGUGGCGCCUGGCGAGAAUGGGAAGAACUGGCACCAAUUCAUUCGCGGCCGCCACAUUCGCGUACUCGAAUAUCAGAACUACAAGAACUCGGAUUUCGUACAAGGCUGCUCCGGUGCAUUCGAGUUUGGCAACAGCGAGUUCGUAUCCAAGAACUCCGUCGCCAGCGUCCUAGCAGCAUCCUUCCAGGAACCUUUCUCAGGACCGAUGAAGCCGGACCAGUUCCCAUCUCUUCCACCCCCUGGCCGAAAAGGCGCAUUCAACCCAAUCAACAGUAGUGCUUUAACCAACACGGGCGAGUUGCGCAACAUCAUCGUCGUCGGCCACGACCUAGCAGGAGACGUCAAAUACUGCGAACAGCUCGGCUUCCACAUCUUCAACCGCGGAAACAUCAUCGACACCCUCGAUACCGUCGAUCUCUUCAAGCAGUACAUGCGAGAGCCAAACCCCCGAUCCCUAGGCAGUAUCCUUGCUCAUUUCGAUCUGGCCGGUUGGUUCCUUCACAACGCUGGCAACGACGCCAUGUACACCAUGCAAGUUCUGCUGGCCAUGUGCGUCAAAGCUGCUUCAGAGAACGGCACAGAAGCCGAAGCACAGAAGGUUCAGGAGAAUUUCGAGAAGAGAUUCGAAGAGUCGAUGGAGAUCGCCAAGGAGCGGGCUCAGGGUGAUGCAGAGGGCUGGGAUCUCGUUGGUGAAGAUGUCGGUGUUGCGAAGAAGCCGAAUCAGUGGGACUUCCAACCGAAGCCGAAAGAUCCAAAGGGACGCGAUCGUCAGAGUGGUGGUGGAUUGUACACUAUGGGAGGCGCACCUCUCGACGUCUAAGCGAAUCUUGGAAGUUCCUCGACAAAGGACAACCGUGUCGCAGCCAGGGCUUGCAGUGCAACCGUGCCUGGGCAUGGAGAGUGAGGAGACCUCACCGUCCUUUCGGCAAAGUGGUGCUUUUGGCGUUUGCCUUUGUAUGAUAAUAUGAUCAUUCGACCUGGCCCCGCAUAGAGCGGGCAGAUAGGAGUCGCCAUGAUUUGGCUCCGACGUGUACC